ACACAAGUUGCAAAAGAAAACCCCCUUAGCCAAAUUAAAUAUAAGCUUUCUACUAUUAGAAAGAUUUGUAUAUGGAAGGUUUCCAAAGCUUCAAACCCUCAUUUUCUUUCAUAGAUACUGAACAAAACAUGGAAUUACUUAACCAAUAUUCAAUCCAUUAUGACAAUCAAAACAUGAGUUCUCAAAGCUUCUUGGGGUUUUCAAAUGACAACUUCCUUUCACAACAAGUAUUACCACCAUUCAAUCAUCAAUACAUGCAAUGCUUUCAACCAGAUUUUCAACAUGAACAGAAGAAUGUCAUGGUGAUUCCGGAUCCGACUUUUACAAGCCCCGUUCACAACGGGAAGCGAAAAUCUAUGGAUGUAUCAUCUAGCAGUACCGGGAAUUCGUCGUCUCAUCCAGUUCAAGAAAGUGAAACUGAUGAGAAGAAAUACCAGAAUUCAAGAAAGGGCAAGAAAGUAAAAGUAACUGAUAGUGGCGAUGCACCAAAGGAAGUGGUACACGUUAGAGCCAGGAGGGGCCAAGCAACUGAUAGUCACAGUAUAGCAGAAAGGGUUAGAAGAGGGAAGAUUAACGAGCGUUUGAGGUGUUUGCAAGACAUCGUGCCCGGGUGCUACAAGUCAAUGGGCAUGGCAGUAAUGUUGGAUGAGAUAAUCAACUAUGUGCAAUCCUUGCAGAACCAGGUUGAGUUUCUUUCGAUGAAACUCACCGAAGCAAGCAGCCUUCCCAACUUGGAUUCGGAUUUGAUGUCUAUGGAUGCAAUUCAGAUGGGAAAUGUAAUAGAAGGAAUGAAGAUGCAAAGACUGGAGGAGAGAGAAGAGAUUGGUCCGGUUGACCUGAGUUUUGGCUCUUAUCCUGCAUUGCCAUACCAUACAACAUAAAAGAAGAUCCAUUUUGUUUCAUACACAAUUUAAUUUGUAUCAUUGCUUCUAUACAUACACAAUGUAUAACCAUUACACAGUUAUUGAAAUAAAAUCAAAGUUUGUAUGUAAUAUGGUAUAUAAAUCAAAUGGCCUCUCUUUCAUUUCA
Messenger RNA from Helianthus annuus (common sunflower), 1029 nucleotides. RefSeq names its product transcription factor bHLH75. Gene Ontology annotation, molecular function: DNA-binding transcription factor activity; protein dimerization activity. Gene Ontology annotation, biological process: regulation of DNA-templated transcription. Lineage: Eukaryota; Viridiplantae; Streptophyta; Magnoliopsida; Asterales; Asteraceae. The transcript has 6 exons. The record is from RefSeq and is a predicted model, not a curated record. Bases 72 to 881 code for a protein of 269 amino acids. Gene Ontology annotation, cellular component: nucleus.